AUGAAUGCUGCAAACACAAGGCCAAAAAUAGGCCCAACUUCACGAUCGCAUCUGAAUCAAAAUCUCCCUGUGAACCUCCUUGAAAGCGGUGCAAAGCUCAUCCAAGAAACCGUGCAAAAGCCUCCCAACUACAAAUUACUACAUUAUUGCGAUACGAUCUUCAUGUUCGUAAUUUAA
This is a messenger RNA of Sclerotinia sclerotiorum 1980 UF-70, 177 nucleotides long. RefSeq lists its product as hypothetical. Lineage: Eukaryota; Fungi; Ascomycota; Leotiomycetes; Helotiales; Sclerotiniaceae. Bases 1 to 177 code for a protein of 58 amino acids. The transcript has a single exon. The record is from RefSeq and is a predicted model, not a curated record.